CAGCAUCCAGUAAGCUACGCAUGCUCAUUACUGCUCUUUCUCACAACAUCUAUCAGCCAUAUGGACAGUUAUACAUCCGUCAGUAUAGCGAGAAGAACCUUUGAAUCAACAUGGAUGGCGUUAAAUUGGACCUUUCAAAUAUAUUAGACCCUCACAAUAUCAUUACAACGUAAAGGUUAUUUACCAAUAUUUCGGUUACAGGUACAGCGAUUUCUUCUCGAGUUCGUGGACGAUUAGUUAAUAUAGUUAUUAUAUAAACAUAUUUUUAGAUAGAGAAAAACGGAUGCCGAAUAUUAAUCGCAGAUUUAUUUGACAUACACUGAACAUAUAAUUUCAGCAAUGGCAGAUGCGGAGCUGCAAACCUUCACAUCCAUCAUGGACGCUCUCGUGCGCAUAAGCUCCAAUAUGAAGAGCAUAGCGAGAGAGCUACAUUGCCCAGUGUGUGAGGAGAUGGUGAAGCAGCCUAUUGUGUUGCCAUGUAUGCACAGUGUGUGUGUGCUAUGUGCGGCUGAAGUUUUGGUUCAGAGGGGUUACCCCUCACCCGAACUGCCCCCAGAGCCCAACACUCCAACCUCAAGCCCCAACACACGCUCUCCUCGACAAACACGCAGACCUCCGCCCAAAACCGACCGUUUGGACCGGGUGAUCAGAACAGUGUGUGGGACACAUCCAGGUCGCAGGCGUAAGGACACUCCCCCUGUGAUCAUGCUGUUCCCCUGUCCCACCUGCCGAAAAGACGUGGAGCUGGGAGAGAGAGGCCUUGCAGAUUGCCUUAGAAACCUCACCCUGGAGCGAAUUGUGGAGAGGUAUAGACAUACAGUGAGUCUUGGCAGCAUGGCUAUCAUGUGUCAGUUCUGUAAGCCUCCUCAUGUACUAGAGGCUACUAAAGGCUGUGCUGACUGCAGGUCCAACUUCUGCAAUGAGUGCUUUAAGCUGUACCACCCCUGGGGUACACCGCGAGCCCAACACGAACAUAUUCUGCCUACACACAGCUUCAGACCCAAGGUUUUAGUGUGUGUUGAGCAUGAGCAGGAGAAGUUGCAGUUUUACUGCAGGUCAUGUCAGCGCCUGUUGUGCUCGCUUUGUAAACUGCGUCGUACCCACAGCGGACACAAGAUCAUGCCUAUUGCCCUGGCUUACCAAACUUUAAAGGAGAAAAUUACCAAGGAGAUGAACUACAUUUUGGCCAAUCAGGAUGCUGUACAGGCACAGAUAACCCAAGUAGAGAGUGGCAUUGCUCAGACUGAGGUCAAUAGCGCAGUGGCCAAUGAGCAAUUGAACCAGUGUGUGAGUGAAAUGCGGGGGGUGCUCGGGGAGCGCCAAGGUGUUUUGGCCAUGGCGCUGGAGGAGGCCCGUGCACAGAGGGCAGGGGCUCUGAAUUCUCAGCUGUCCGAAAAACAGAGUCUUUUGGAAAACGCGGGACUGCUCACAUACGCUCAGGAGCUCCUUAAAGAAACCGACCAGCCUUGCUUUGUGCAGGCUGCCAGAAUCACACACAACAGAUUGGUCAAAGCGAUAGAAAAUCUUCAGCAUUUCUCUCUGUCUGCUGAUCCCUCGUUCCGACACUUUCAGAUUGAUGUCUCCAGAGAACUCAAGGCACUCUCUAGCAUGAACUUCAUACAAGCCCCAUUGGCUCCUGUGAUUGACACUCAGAAGACACUGGCCUAUGAUCAGCUCUAUUUGUGCUGGCGGCUCCCGCAGGACUCCGCUCCUGCCUGGCACUACUCAGUGGAGUUUCAGAGAAAGGUGGGUGGGGCCGGGGCAGUAUGGGGUGCAGUGCGGUCCGAGGGAGGACCUGGAAGCAAUGGCACACACUGUCUGUGGCAGCGUCUGGAUGAUGUGGGUGGGACUUGUGCAGUGAUUGACAAGCUGGAGAUGGACAGCGUCUACGUCCUAAGAGUCAGAGGCUGUAAUAAGGCAGGGUAUGGAGAGUACAGUGAAGAAGUGUAUCUACACACACCACCUGCACCAGUGUUGCCCUUCUGCCUGGAUUCUCGCUGGGGUCUGCAUGCGGAGCGGGUGGCACUGGGCAAAGGGCAGACGUAUGCCCGUAGUGUUCCCGGGAUGACUCUGUUACAGGCAGCCGAUCGAGCCCUGACGUCCUGUCACCUCACCUCGGACCUCCUCGUGGCUGACGUUUCCAUCACGCAAGGACGUCACUACUGGGCAUGCUCAGUGGAGCCUGGAUCCUACUUAGUAAAGGUGGGAGUGGGUUUAGAAGCAAAGCUACAGGAGUGGUUUCAUCUUCCACAAGACAUGGCAAGUCCACGGUAUGAUCCAGACAGUGGUCAUGACAGCGGGGCAGAAGAUGCUCAGGAAUAUCCUCCGUUCUGUUUUCUGACAAUAGGCAUGGGCAAAAUCUUACUCCCCAAAUGUGGGACAUCUAGCACUUCUAGCGGCCCCCUAACCAUCCCCCUGCCACCGCGCCUCGGACUCUGCUUGGACUUCGAGAAGGGACGGGUAACUUUCUACGAUGCGCAUUCUCUGCGAGUGCUGUGGGAGGGGACUGUUGAUUGCUCCGCCCCUGUUUGCCCAGCCUUUUGUUUCAUUGGUGGAGGGGCUCUGCAGCUGCAGGAGUUAAUAGCCAAUCACAGUACAGAGCAGAACCCGCCAAGAAGAGUGACCAUUCAGACACGUUCAACGGAUCUCAAACACUGAAACGAAUAUUGGCCAUGAAUCCAGUCUACUCUGCACCUUUAAGCAAAUCUUCUUUUAUCAUUUUCUAAUGACUAUUUGUCUACCUGCUUAUUUUGUAGAUGAUUAUGCAUUAAUUAGCGAUAUUUUAUAUUAAGAUUCAUUUCAUUUGUAAAAACUGAAUAGCAAAGUGUUCAUGGAUGCUGUUAACCUGUAGCAUGCUAACAACAUGUAGGUCAGUGAUAAAUAAUGAGGAAUUAUUGCCAAUAUUAAACAAAUUAAUGAUCAGGAAUCACCUUUUAAAUGUGUGAUAGCCAAUGAAUCCUCAGUAUUUACAAACUUGUUUUCCAGCAUUGUUAGCAUGUGUACCACCCAGGAUGGGUGUUAUAAUAAUGACUAAACACUUAGAUCAGUGUAUGUGCUUUUACAGAAAUGUCUUGAAAUUUGAUCACAUUUAUUUUCAUUUGAUGACAAGGCUUGAUGACAGCUAAAGAUGUUACUGCAGCAGUCGGUUGUCAUAGUGUUCAGAGUUUCAUCUGUGUUCUAAGCAGUUUUUUAAAUGGAUUGUUAGUAGCCUACUUUGAGGCUAAACUAAACGUUGGGCAUAUUGUGUUGGUGUCAAUACAUAUCUUGUAUGUAGAGACCAUUGUCUUUGUGGUUUGUUUGGAUCAGAACAGGGCUGUAUGAAACAUUCACUGAGUGAUCAGAAUGAAACUAUACAAUAAAACGAUCAGAGCUGCUGGUUACUUCUGCUUUCGUGUGGGAUUCCUAUUUCAACGCAAUACAACCGUCUCACCCAUCCAGCGGACUACUGUCUGUACUGACACACCCAGUGUUGGGAAAAGUUAUUUUUAAAAGUAAUGCAUUACAGUAUUAAGUUACUCCCCAUAAAGGUAACUAAUUGCGUUACUUAGUUACUUUCCAUGGAAAGUAAUGCUUACGUUACUUUUAAGUUACUUUUGCGUUACUUUUUCUUACUUGGCUGAGGCUUGAUCUCUUUCAGGCUUUGCAGGUGUUUUUAUGAUCACAAAAAUUUCAAGCUCUGGCCUGCCAUCUACAUUUCUGACUUAAACUCUUUUUUCCGCUCAGCCGCACAGAAUGCGUAAUUCUACGUUAAUAUGUUCAGUUUAAUUCAGUACAUUAUUUUAUUUUUUAAUUUAAUUAAUUAAACUGAAAAGUAGCUCGCAUUACCUUUUUAAAAAAGCAACUCAAAUAUUUAAUAGUACAUUUAUAAAGUAAUGCGUUACUUUACUCGUUUUGACUCUCGUGUGUGUGUGUGUGUGUGUGUGUGUGUGUGUGUGUGUGUGUGUGUGUGUGUGUGUGUGUGUGUGUGUGUGUGUGUGU
Messenger RNA from Paramisgurnus dabryanus, 3978 nucleotides. The record is from RefSeq and is a predicted model, not a curated record. Lineage: Eukaryota; Metazoa; Chordata; Actinopteri; Cypriniformes; Cobitidae.